AUGUCCGACAAGAAUCAAAUAAAGAUCAGGUUCACCACUAAUGAAGAUGAUGCUAGUUUAAAAGUAGAGGAAACACCAUUAUUUGUUCCUAUAUCGUUGAAGAGAUUUGGUUUAUCGGAAAUUGUAAAUCACUUGCUUGGAAACUACAAGGCAGAUUUUGAAGAAGAAGAAAGAGAAGAGAAGGAUGAGCACAAACCCAUACCUUUCAACUUUCUCAUAAACGGAGAGCUUUUACGUACUUCAAUUGAGGACUAUCUCGUGCGUAAUGGUUUAUCCAGCGAGGCAUUUUUAACUAUAGAGUAUACUAGAGCCAUAUUGCCACCAAGUUUCCAAGCCUCCUUCAACAAUGAAGACUGGAUAUCGUCCAUAGAUUCAAUCAACAAAACCUCAAACGCAGUUCUAGAGUCACAGUUGUCAAUCAGCAACCCCAAAAUUUUGAGUGGAUCUUAUGACGGUGUUGUACGAACUUACAAUAUGUCGGGAAAAGUAGAGAAGCAAUAUGUCGGCCAUUCAGCUCCAAUAAAAUCCGUCAAGUGGAUUUCGCCCACGAGAAUUGUGUCUUGUGGUAACGACAGACAGGUUAGAUUAUGGAAGACCGCAUACGAGGGAGUUGUCGACCAAAACGAGGAAAACGAAGAGGAUGAGAUUGAAGAUGGAAGAACGUUGGCAAUUUUAGAAGGACACAAGGCCCCUGUAGUAGACUUGGCAGUAAACCAACAAACGAAGAGGAUAUUGAGUGCUGGCUAUGAUUCUGCUGUUGGUUUCUGGUCAACAAACUACAAAGAAAUGGCAAAGGUGGAGAUUCCCGAAUACGAUUCCAAUGUUGUGUCGACCUCGUCCAAAAAGAGAAGGAAAAUGGCAUUGCAAGACUCAACACUUAGACGUCGUUCUCCUUUGAGUUUAUUGCAUGGUCAUAAUGAACCCGUAGAGGGGGUUAUUUUCGAUGCAUACGAUGCUACAGUUGGAUACUCCGUUUCACAGGAUCAUACGAUUAAAACGUGGGAUUUGGUCACGGCUCGGUGCGUUGAUACCAGAACCACUGGAUUUUCAUUAUUAUCAGUGUUACAUCUUCCACAAGCCAAUUUAAUCGCUUCCGGUUCAUCGGCUCGUCAUAUCAAUUUGCAUGAUCCAAGAGUCUCAAAUACAACUGAGGUGAUCAAUGCAAAAUUAGUUGGACACACAAAUUUUGUAGUUGGAUUAAGUGCUUCCCCUCAUAAUGCAAACAUGUUUGCCUCGAGCUCCCAUGAUGGAACGGUGAAGGUUUGGGAUGUCAGGGCAGACAAGUCACUUUACACAAUCACCAGAGAGGAUGGAUCGACGAAAAAGAAAAUAUUUGAUGUGUGCUGGGAUAGCGAAAUUGGAAUAAUAAGCGGUGGUGAAGACAAAAAGAUUCAAAUAAACAAGGGAACAGAUAUAGCUAAAUAA
Lodderomyces margitis is the source of this 1425-nucleotide messenger RNA. RefSeq names its product Ytm1p (gene YTM1). The transcript has a single exon. Gene Ontology annotation, molecular function: protein binding. Lineage: Eukaryota; Fungi; Ascomycota; Pichiomycetes; Serinales; Debaryomycetaceae. The coding region runs from base 1 to 1425 and encodes 474 amino acids. The record is from RefSeq and is a predicted model, not a curated record. Gene Ontology annotation, cellular component: preribosome, large subunit precursor. Gene Ontology annotation, biological process: ribosome biogenesis.